Messenger RNA from Chrysochloris asiatica (Cape golden mole), 1047 nucleotides. RefSeq names its product jun D proto-oncogene (gene JUND). Gene Ontology annotation, molecular function: DNA-binding transcription factor activity, RNA polymerase II-specific; RNA polymerase II cis-regulatory region sequence-specific DNA binding; transcription factor binding. Gene Ontology annotation, cellular component: transcription regulator complex. The transcript has a single exon. NCBI's taxonomy places the organism in Eukaryota, Metazoa, Chordata, Mammalia, Afrosoricida, Chrysochloridae. The coding region runs from base 1 to 1047 and encodes 348 amino acids. The record is from RefSeq and is a predicted model, not a curated record. Gene Ontology annotation, biological process: regulation of transcription by RNA polymerase II; regulation of cell cycle; regulation of cell population proliferation.
AUGGAAACACCCUUCUAUAGCGAUGAGGCGCUGAGCGGCCUGGGCGGCGGCGCCAGCGGCACCGGCGGCGGUGGCUUCGCGUCCCCGGGCCGCCUAUUUCCCGGGGCGCCCCCGACGACGGCGGCAGCGGCCGGCAGCAUGCUGAAGAAGGACGCGCUGACACUAAGCCUGAGCGAGCAGGUGGCGGCAGCGCUCAAGCCCGCGGCUGCGCCGCCCCCAGCCCCCCUACGCGCCGACGGCGCCCCGGGCGCGGCGCCCCCCGAAGGCCUAUUGGCCUCGCCGGACCUGGGGCUACUCAAGCUGGCCUCGCCCGAGCUCGAGCGCCUCAUUAUCCAGUCCAACGGGUUGGUUACCACCACGCCAACUAGCACGCAGUUCCUCUACCCCAAGGUGGCGGCCAGCGAGGAGCAGGAGUUCGCCGAAGGCUUCGUCAAGGCGUUGGAGGACCUGCACAAGCAGAACCAGCUGGGCGCCGGCGCCGCGGUGGCUGCUGCCGCCGCCGGGGGGCCCUCGGGGGCGGCCGCGGCCUCUGCACCCCCAGGCGAGCUAGCUCCAGCGGCGCCCGCGCCUGAGGCGCCCGUCUACGCGAACCUGAGCAGCUACGCGGGCGGUGCGGGUGCGGCUGGGGGCGCCGCCACGGUGGCCUUCGCCGCCGAGCCCGUGCCCUUCCCACCACCGCCUCCGGGCGCGUUGGGUCCGCCACCGCGCCUUGCCGCACUCAAGGACGAGCCGCAGACGGUGCCCGACGUGCCAAGUUUUGGCGAGAGCCCGCCGCUGUCGCCCAUCGACAUGGACACGCAGGAGCGCAUCAAGGCGGAACGCAAGCGGCUGCGCAACCGCAUUGCCGCCUCCAAGUGCCGUAAGCGCAAGCUGGAGCGCAUCUCGCGCCUCGAGGAGAAGGUGAAGACCCUCAAGAGCCAGAACACGGAGCUGGCGUCUACGGCCAACCUUUUGCGCGAGCAGGUGGCGCAGCUCAAGCAGAAGGUCCUCAGCCACGUCAACAGCGGCUGCCAGCUGCUGUCCCAGCACCAGGUGCCCGCGUACUGA